AUGUUGAUCGGAUUCAAAUGCAAGUAUUUUGAUGCAUCAGAAGCAAACUUCCCUGCUGCAUUAUUCAAUUUACUGGCUGUAGUUUUGCAUAUUGUUUCUAAUUCACAGGAUUCAUACAUACAUCAGUUAGCAGUGCUGUGGGCUUUCAAAAAGCAUGUAACAAUUUAUUUUGCAGUAAACAAAAAUUGCAGAAUCGGUAUUCGGCAUUUUUGGCAUUCCGCUAAGUUUGGAUCAUUUGUUGAUGUCGGAGGUAAUCACCAUACAACAUAUCACUUCGAUGGCAAAGUGUUAGUUGAUUGCAUCACACCUUUAAUUGCAAAUUUAUUCUAUAUUCUAAUUGCGUUCUGUUUUGUCGUUGUCGUAAAAUCUACUCUGGCGUGUAUUUUGAGCAUUAUGUCGUUGCAAGCAGGAUUCACUUUAUGGUUAAGACGGAAUGCAAUCUUGGAAAUAAGCAGUAUGAUAUUGGCAAUAUUAGCAUGUAUAAUAGCUUUGUUUGUGGGAUUGUUGGUUCAUUCAGCAAAUUCAUUCUCUCAUGUAACAGCUGGUACUGGUUCAAUAUUGAUUAUAUUAAGUGGUACCAGCUCACUUUUUGCUGCUGCAGCAGGGUUGCGAAGGACGUAUCGUAUUGCCCGUCAAAGACGAGCUGAGAACCAGCGUAUUAUGUGUUCACGAUCACUUCGUUCAUGGAGAGAACUUGGCCGACGCCCUGAAGAUAUGCGUCCUAUAAUAGAUUUUGAACGUUAUUUAGAUUCUUCUUGGACAGCACCGAUCGGAGCUCCUUAA
This is a messenger RNA of Thelazia callipaeda (thelaziosis nematode), 783 nucleotides long. Lineage: Eukaryota; Metazoa; Nematoda; Chromadorea; Rhabditida; Thelaziidae. The record is from the annotation of a GenBank genome assembly.